UGCUUGCCCCAUCAUCUUUCAUGUAGCCUACACAAUCUGUGGUUUUCUAAUCCCCGCUAUUCGAUACUGGCGGUUUACAACGGAGGUCUCAUCAUCACUUGUAGCUCGGUCUGGGUGUUGUGUUGGCGUGUAUGGGGCCUUUCUGCCAUCAGGAAAUGGAGGAUUGAGUGUGUAGCAAGCGACAGACACACAGAGGGAGGGGGAAACCGACAAGGCGUUUACAGCAAGUUCCACAGGACGUGCGCGAGUUCCAGAGAUAACACAAAGAUGAGUGAGGAAAAUCGACCUCAAGUUGAACUUUUUGUGAAGGCAGGCAGUGAUGGCCAGAGCAUUGGCAACUGUCCGUUCUCCCAGCGCCUCUUCAUGGUGCUGUGGUUAAAGGGUGUCACAUUCAAUGUCACCACUGUGGACAUGAAGAGGAAACCAGACAUCCUGAAGGACCUAGCCCCUGGUGCUCAGCCUCCCUUCCUGCUGUACGGUACAGAGGUGAAAACCGACACCAACAAGAUCGAAGAGUUCCUGGAGGAGAACCUUGCCCCUCCAAAAUACCCCCGUCUUGCUGCCAGGAACCCUGAGUCGAACACAGCCGGCGUGGAUGUGUUCUCCAAGUUCUCAGCUUACAUCAAGAACUCCAACCCCCAACUCAAUGACAACCUAGAGAAAGGCCUGCUCAAGGCCUUGAAGAAGCUAGACGACUACCUCGGCUCCCCACUGCCUGACGAAGUUGACGAGAAUAGUGCUGAUGACGUCACUUCCUCCUCCCGUCCCUUCCUGGAUGGGCAGGACCUCACUUUGGCUGACUGCAACUUGUUGCCCAAGCUGAACAUUGUCAAGGUGGUGUGUCUGCAGUACCGGUCUUUCUCCAUCCCUAAGUCUCUCUCCAAUCUGUGGCGGUACCUGGACGCUGCAUACGCCCGUGAGGAGUUUUCCUCUACCUGCCCCAAAGACACGGAGAUCCACAUUGCCUACUCCGCUGUGGCUAAAGCUCUUAAGUAGGAGCGUCAGAGUCCAUAACUUACAGACACUCAUACACACCUACACAGACACCGUAAACACACACUCACCUACACACACAUUGUACAAGUGUUUGCCUACACGUACACUAAUGUAAUCACCACACGUUUGUGCGUUUGCCCAGACACACACAAAAACACCAUUCCAACAAACUUGGUUGAGAAUAGGAAAUAAGUGUUACUGUAAGAUCGAGUUGGAAACCUUUCAUUGGCUGUGUAAGAGUUUGAGACACUCUGAGAUUUAUAGUAUAUAGGUAAAAUUUUUUGUCACAUUCAAUCUUUACACUGUUUUAAGAAGUAGGCUAGAUGGGGUAGCAUCCACCUGAAACUGUAGUUGUCUGUUCAUUCUGCACUGCUUUCAUUUCCACAUUGUCCUGUAUUAGUUUCUGUCUCACAGCAGUUAAAAAGCUGCUGUCAAAAAUGUACCCAAGUAACCUGAACCAGUUUAACUGCAACCAGCAUAAGAAGGAGAGGUCUGUUAUGGGUGUGUCUCUCGUACACGAUUACAGAUUUUAUUUUACAGUGUUCUUUUAAGGCUAAACACCUCUAUGAGGGUGUAACAAGUGGUCAGUCAAAACUAGUUCAUCUCAAAACUGAUGCAGAGGCAGUUUUGUUGUAUGCAUGUUGACCGUUAAUGAAAGGAUGAGCUUAAGUUGGUUGUACAUAAGGGCACAAUAUGGAGCGGUUUCUCAGUACUGUGCAGAUUCUUGCUCAGGAAAUGAUUUCAACAGACCUCAGCUUCCCCUUCAUCUUCCCUGUAGAGCUUUGAAACGCUUAUCAAGAUUAUCUUUUGCUAGUAUUAGACUAAUUGACCUCCAUGCCCACACUGAAAGUGAAGGAGAUUUUUGCUACUAUAAAAAAGAAAAUACUGUGAGAAAUUUAUAUUGCAGGGCAGUUAUUCCAGGCAAAAUAAUGUGGCUAUUGUUGCUGCCUUGUGGGAAAUGUAUCUAAUUAAAGAAGCACUUGACUUUGUGACCUUGAGGCACCAAACAGGUUAAGUUUCACUAUAAAUCAAAGGGAAAAAUACAGGCUUUAAUGAAGCUUUGCAUACAAUUCCUCUCCUCGUAUGACUAAACCAUAAAAAUCACGUUUAUAAAAAUUGUGUGUUGUACAUUCAAUGUUAUUGAAAAUGAAGAAUUCAAGGAAAGAAGAUUGUGCGCAUGUUCUAUUGAUGUUGUUAUUGACACUCAAUCCAAAAAGACAAUACCUUGAAUCUUUAGUAGCCCAAAUUCAUGUUUAUACUUGUGUGUUGAGCUGAGUGUAAAUCCACAACUACUUUGAACCUAAUACCGUCCUGUGCUUUGUAGUGCACAAUUUGAAGAGGUCUUUCAUUAUAAAGUGACUUGAAAUCCAGUGGAAAGAACUGGAAAUAUUUGCGCCUUUUCAGUUGAAGAACAUUAUAACCAACUUUGACAGAUAUAUGGUGGAAACUCAAUAACUUAAACAGAACCUAUAUAUUUUGUAUAUCGUCCAAGUUUUCUUUAAGAGUGUAUCACCCAAGUGCAAUUCCUUUGUUUGAAAAUUACAAAAAUAUGGAUGUCAUUUGCAUCCUAUUAAGCUUCGGAGUUGACUAAGUUCAUUAAGUCAAUUAUUUUAUACAUUGGUUUCCUCAACCCAUGGGAGUGUCUGUAUUUCUACGGCUCAUAGUUAAGAAAAUCCAUACAUAAAUAUUUUGUACGUGACUGAAUCCUUAUGUUAUUAAUUGUAUUUAGUUUCUAUGAACCAACUCUUACAGGAAAAUAUAUAAUCUGCUUACUCGGCAAUUUAUCGAAAGGGACCAAUUCUUAAUUUCAAAGCUGCCUGUAGUGUUUUAGUAUGUACCUUUAUUGAGAUGUUAGUUAUUUUUACUCUUACUAUAAGAUUAGCAAUGACUUCAGUGACUUAUUACAUUCCUCUAAUUUUUCUGUAAUGUUAUAUUUACCUACUCCUUCAAUGAAUCACCUUUUUAUUACAGAUUUACCAUCUUGAUCCCUUCCUCCAAUAAGAUCUCUUUUCUUGUUUUAAUUUGUUUGAUUGAUUUUAUUUGGUGUAUUUUUUUUCUCCACAAAUUUUUGCCCUUUAGUUCACCUUCCAUUUUAGUCGGACGUAGUUGCAUUUAAUCUAGACAUGGUUAAGGACAUUGAAUCGACAAAAUUCAGAAACCAAACAUAGUAUGUGACGAAAAUGUAUUUUAUUUGUUAAUUCCAUUAAAGAAGACUCAAACACAA
Molecule: messenger RNA, 3220 nt
Organism: Esox lucius (northern pike)
Lineage: Eukaryota; Metazoa; Chordata; Actinopteri; Esociformes; Esocidae
Gene: clic1
Product: chloride intracellular channel 1
Exons: 7
Coding region: 268-996 (242 amino acids)
Source: RefSeq, a predicted model, not a curated record